CCGCCCCCUGGCCCCGCACAUCCGCGUCCGGAGGCGCCGAUGGGCGGAGCCAGCUCGGCCCGUCGCGCCGCGGAUCUGCCCUCGCCCUCCCGCGGGCCGCGGCCUGCCAUGACCAGCAUCGGGGACCUGCCCGAGGACGUGCUGGUGGAGCUGCUGUCGCUGCUGCCCGCCCGGGAGCUGCUCCGCACCUGCCGCCUGGUGUGCUCGCAGUGGCGCUACGUGGUGGACCUGAACACGCUGUGGAAGCGCAAGUGCCAGCGCGACGGGUUUUAUCGUCAGAGCUAUGACAGGAGCAUCUCGGACUGGAAGAUCUUCUAUAUGCUCUGCCACAUGAAGAAAAACUUACUCAAAAACCCUCGUGCUGAAGAGAACUUCCAGCACUGGACAAUUGAUGCCAAUGAAGGAGAUAAGUGGAAAAUUGAGGAUCUGCCUGGAGCUCAUGGAAGUCAUAUGUCAGACCCCAGAGUACAAAAAUACUUUGUCACUUCAUAUGGGCCAUGCUUCAAGUCUCAAAUCAUUACCCUGGAUAAAGAAGGCUACUGGAAUCAGCUGAUGGAUGAGAUACGGCCUGAAAUUACAGUCAAGGACUGGUACGCUGCCAGGUUUGACUGCGGGUGCCGCUACGAGCUCACCGUGAGGCUGCUCUCCAAGGACUGGAUCUGCCUGCAGGAAUUCCAUCCUGAGCCAGUGGUCAUUGAGCAGUGGAGUGAUGCCCAGUGGAGAGAGAUUUCCCACACCUUCCAGAAUUACCCAGCAGGAGUUCGUCACAUCUGGUUCCAGCACGGAGGCCAGGACACCCAGUACUGGGCAGGCUGGUAUGGGGUGCGUGUGACAAACAGCAGCAUCACCAUUGGGCCCCCCAGCUCGCUGUGAGGCACUCUGGAAGGGUUUGCUUUUACCUCAGGACUGGAACCAAGUGGCCUCAGGUGCACUGUCUGCCUGUUCUGUCUGGGUGUGUCCUAGCUUUGUCUUGCAGCUCAUAUUCACAGUAGAAUUCAGCAGGCCCAGCCUUUUGGGAGGGUGUUCUGUCUUCAUCUUCCAUUCUCUUCUACCAUGGAUGCUACUCCAGUUACUGGUGCCCUUCCAGAGAAGAACUGGGACAAUUAAAUAUGAGAUCUAUCUUUUCUAGUUAAUACAUUAUUAUGCUAACACACAGAGACUUAAAGACACUUUCAUGUUUAUGGAAUAUAGGAAAGAUAAGGCUAAAAUGCUUAAUUUCAGAUUAUAAAUGGUAUCUACAAGGACUCUGCCACAGCUUGUCUUGUAUGGUAUUUUCUCUCCUGUUUCAGUGUUAAGAUUUAUGACCUGCAUUAGACCUUUCAUAGCAUCAGGAAAUUGUCACCCCUUGUCCCUAAGUGCUGUGUCACUGGUAGUGAAUUCCUUACCCUUUCUCUAAGUGUGUAUGAUCAAAAUGAUCCAAAACAGUUGCUUGGUGUUUGAAUAAACAGGUAGAGAAAGAGGAGGUAAGAAGUCCCUUCAGGCAGCUGCCUAACAACACAAGUGCCUUUUGAUUGUGCUGGGCUUUUCCCACAUCACCUUUGGUUUAUACUGAGCAGUGUAACCCAAUAUAAAAUGUUAAAGCAGUGUCCAGACUUAUCUAUAAUGUUCCUACACUUGUUGCUUGGAGGAAGCAGGAGGUGCUGGACAGGCUAGCAUACUAAAUUCUCUGACAGACAAGCUCAGCUUGUUUGAACUGUGUCUCCCACCCUUAUAUACCCAGAGCUGAUGUAAAGAACAUGUUCCAUCUCCUCUGACAGGUGCAGCAUUAUAAGUGCUUUCCUUGCUUAUUCUCAGUUAGGAAUAGGAUACUUGGCAGGUGUCCUUGCUGGACAGACAAAUUCCACAUUGCUAAUGCCACCUCUGAGUGAGAGGGGAGAGACCGAGGUUGUACAGCCUUUCAUAGGAACUGACAGAGUCCACAUACAGGCCAGAAAAGAAAAUAAAAAUACUUCUUUGCUGAAGAAGGGAGACUGGUUUUGACAGAACUCAGCCCAGUUCAACUGGGGUAAAACUUGGUAUUUAUUGAAGACUGCUUGGGAUGGUCACAGUGGACAGACACUACAUAAGGCCUCACUCCCCCUUAGCACAAGUGUUGCUCUCGUGGACUGUGUGACAGCUCCUAGCUGUCUGUCACUGCCUGUGUGCAAUGGAGCUGCCCUUUCCAGGUGAGAACUGGACUGGUAAUAAAGCACUGACUCCCCAGGGAUGCACUGUAUCAACACCUGUGCUCUCACACAAGUCAAGAUGGGAGCAGGCUCUGGCUCCCCAUUCCAAGUCAGUUCUUUAUACAGUGGUAAGAGCACUUGAAAUAAAGAGGCAGCAGCUGCUCUACAUUCACCCAGAAGGCCAGCUGAAGAGAUGGUUAUCAAGAUACAGUUUGUGACAGAUCUUACUCCACUGGAAGAUCAGAUGAAGCUUGAAGGCAAGGAAGAUUUGAAAUCAGGUGCCUUUGUGAGCUCGCUCUUCUACGUAGAGCUGCAUCUGGAAAGAGAAAUAAGGAACAGUCCUGUUGGUACACAGUACUUUUGGCCAGAUCCCCAGUCUGAGCUCACCUUCUCCAGCAGAGGCUUCACACAGUGCAGUGUGUCCUGGAUGUACUGGUUCAGCUCAGGGUGGCAGGACAUCUGCAGCAAACACAGGAAGAGUCAGAGCUGUGUUGGACAUGAGCCAGGACAAUGCUAAAAUGCAAGAUUUAAACAGAAGCACCAGUGUGUACAAGGAACUCAAGUCAUGCUCCAAAUAGUGCUGGAAAAUGCUGAGUUGCCCAUUCAAAUCAGCAAUUCUUUCAGGGAAGGGUUAACCAGCUGGGGCAGAUCACUGCACCCAUGCAGCUGUUGUGUACCUGGAAUGGAUACCCAGAACAGCUUGUUGGGAAUAGCAGAUUCCAACCACCCCUAAUUCCUAGUGAACAUCAUCCUGUCACCUCACUGCACAGAGCUGGGGCAGCCUUCACUACUGUUAUCUAUGACCUGCUUGUCCCAUGAGCACUUUUUAUGUCCUCUCUUAUGACAGAAACUAAGCUCUCCUCAAAAAUAAAUGCAUUAAACAAUCA
Messenger RNA from Melospiza melodia melodia, 3052 nucleotides. RefSeq names its product F-box only protein 44-like. The transcript is spliced from 7 exons. Gene Ontology annotation, biological process: glycoprotein catabolic process; SCF-dependent proteasomal ubiquitin-dependent protein catabolic process. The record is from RefSeq and is a predicted model, not a curated record. Gene Ontology annotation, cellular component: cytoplasm; SCF ubiquitin ligase complex. The coding region runs from base 40 to 873 and encodes 277 amino acids. Gene Ontology annotation, molecular function: ubiquitin protein ligase activity; protein binding. Lineage: Eukaryota; Metazoa; Chordata; Aves; Passeriformes; Passerellidae.